Arabidopsis lyrata subsp. lyrata is the source of this 1283-nucleotide messenger RNA. Its product is annotated as UPF0725 protein At4g29550. The coding region runs from base 140 to 1153 and encodes 337 amino acids. Lineage: Eukaryota; Viridiplantae; Streptophyta; Magnoliopsida; Brassicales; Brassicaceae. The transcript has 6 exons. The record is from RefSeq and is a predicted model, not a curated record.
UAGUCGGUUUGCUGCGGCACACAUUAUGAUGGGGUAGAUAGAGGGAAUAGGAAAACAAUUGGUUUAUCUUUUGUUCAUUGUCCGGCGGCGAUAGAGAGGAAAGAAUUUAGAAUUUAGGGUUUGGUGAGAUUUUCCAAGAAUGUUCCUGGGAGAAGGCACUAAUGAUCGCGUCUACGGUCGUAAGGGAUUCAUUAUUUUUCCUGAUCCACCGUACCCAUAUGAGCCGAAGCGUAUAGGAGCUCUUUACUAUGAAGGCGGCUAUCCAGAUGUCAACUUUGUACCACCGGUGGAGGAAUAUGAACCAUCCUUGCCCUCUUCACAAUCACCAACUGACAGCUGUCAUGAACAACCCGAUUCACCAACAUAUGAACCAAUGGCUCCGGGAGAAUUGCCGGAAUGUGAUGUCUACAAAGAUAUAUGUUCUGAUCCCCAGAAGGUAGACUGGGCGGUUCCACCUAUGGAAUUCUUGGCUGAAGUUGGACUUGGUUGCUACAAUCUGCAAAAGGGGACAAACUUUCAAUUUUCGGAUGAUCCACAUGACUUCCAGUAUCUGUAUCAUACCGGCUUUGAGGAUCUUACCGACUUUGAGGAUCUUACCGAUGCUAAAGCAUCACAUUCUAUGAUAAUGCGCAAUUCCACUUGCGAGUUUGAAACAAGGGCUGCCGUUCAAAAAGAUGAAGAAGAAGACUGUUGCUUGAGUUUGAUUACAACGCUCCACAGGCCGCAAACUCCAGAGGUGGAAGGUGACACACUUGCCCCGGAUGAUUUCUUCAAAGGUCCUAUGCCAGAUUGUUUGCCUCACGAUAGGUGGAGGCUCGGUAAUAUGCUCAAUAAGCCGAAAUUCUACUUGUUGAGGAAAUCAGAGAUGGAAGAACACAAGGAAUUGUUUCUUCUGUACGCGGAAAUCACAUUGUUUACCCACUGGGAAUCUAUCAGGCUAAUGGACUGGGCAAAGCCAUUGGAGCUAUUAUAUGUAAUUGUGCAAACCUGGGAGCCGAAGCUGAAGUUGAAGGCCAAGGCGGAGAAUGCAAACUUCUACAUUACCUUCUCAACCUAUCACGGUUUUCCCUUCCAUGCUGUCAUAAGGAGAACAACGACUGGAAAACCAAACCAGAUGUCGCUUGAAUUCAAGAUGUUGAUGUGUCCCAAAUGAAUUCAAGAUGUUGAUGUGUUAAGAAGUAUCUUAUCGUCCCAUUAUUUAUAUAUCAUGUAAAAUCAUUUUGGACAUCAAAUGCUCUGUUUUUACAAAAGCUGAUAUUUGGACACAAUGAUUUCCGUUUGUA